Salvelinus namaycush (lake trout) is the source of this 920-nucleotide messenger RNA. RefSeq names its product CSC1-like protein 2. Gene Ontology annotation, molecular function: calcium-activated cation channel activity. The coding region runs from base 51 to 920 and encodes 289 amino acids. The transcript is spliced from 9 exons. Gene Ontology annotation, cellular component: plasma membrane. The record is from RefSeq and is a predicted model, not a curated record. NCBI's taxonomy places the organism in Eukaryota, Metazoa, Chordata, Actinopteri, Salmoniformes, Salmonidae.
UUAAAGAUGCUGCAGUGAGUUCGGAGCUGAAUCUCAACUGAAGCCUCAGCAUGUCUAUACUGCUGAUGGUGGGUGUGGUGACGUGGGGGGCCCAAGUGGGGGUUAGGGUCCAGGGGGCCAAGUGUCCCGGAGGGGUGCUUGAUAACUGCCCUACCCAGCAGAGCAACACCUCCGGUGGGGGUGAGACCUCCAGGGACUACUGCUACACCGCCCGUAUCCGCUCCACCGUGCUCCAGGGCCUGGCCUUCGGAGGGGUGCCCACCGUCCUCGCACUCGACUUCAUGUGCUUCCUGGUACUCCUGUUUGUAUUCUCCAUCUUGAGGAAGGUAGCGUGGGACUACGGCCGCUUGGCGCUGGUCACUGAUGCAGACAGACGGAGUCAGCGAUACAGCCGUCUGGACGAACAGGAAUAUGUGGCGUCUGCCAUGACGUCAGCGCUUCCCGAUCGCUACGAACGCCUGACCUCUGUCUCCAGCUCAAUGGACUUUGAGCAGAGAGACCACGGCUUCUGCUCCUGGUUAACAGCCAUCUUCCGCAUAAAGGAUGAGGAGAUCAGGGAGAAGUGUGGGGAGGAUGCUGUGCACUACCUCUCCUUCCAGAGGCACAUCAUUGGUCUGCUGGUGGUGGUGGGCGUGCUCUCAGUGGCCAUCGUCCUGCCCGUCAACUUCUCAGGAAAUCUAUUGGAAAAUGAUGCCUACAGUUUUGGGCGCACCACUUUAGCCAAUCUGGAUGCCAAUAACAUGCUGCUGUGGCUCCACACCACCUUUGCGUUCCUCUACCUGUUGCUGACCGUGUACAGCAUGAGACGGCACACCUCCAAGAUGCACUACAGAGAGGACGAUUUGGUGAAACGCACUUUAUUUGUCAAUGGGAUCUCCAAGUAUGCAGAGGAGAAGCACAUCAAGCAACACUUUGAGUAA